Molecule: messenger RNA, 1482 nt
Organism: Besnoitia besnoiti
Lineage: Eukaryota; Apicomplexa; Conoidasida; Eucoccidiorida; Sarcocystidae
Exons: 2
Coding region: 1-1482 (493 amino acids)
Source: RefSeq, a predicted model, not a curated record
AUGCGAGAUUCCCAACGAAUCACGCAUUCGUGCCGCUACCCCUGCUCGCCAUACUACUUAUACGCCGUGGCUGCUUGCGAGCCGGAUGGACAAUCAUAUGAUGCCGAGGCGACUCAAGGGGAGCCGGAUGUAGCGGACAGUCACCACAGACAUGCUACGGUUCUUGCGAGCGAAGGGCCAGCCUCGGGAUCCCAGGCACAGACGAUCGAUGUCGAUACUGAUGGUAAAAUAGAGACAGAGGAGCAGGCAUACGAACUCAUGGGGAAGCUGAUUCGGAUGCGGAAAGACAAUAGGGCGCGCAUCCUGUACCUUUCGGCAGCGGAGGCCAAAGGCCUGCUUCGGGCCAUGGAGACGUACGUGGCAGGGAAAGAUGAAAAACUAAAGAUAAUUGAGGGCAAGCAGUUGGAGCUGAAACUACUGGGCGGCAAGACACUUCGUCUGAACAAGCGAAUGAAAACGCUUUCAGAAAUGUUCCCAAGCCUGGCUGCACUAGUCGACUUCCGCAGGUAUGACUGGUUGAGAAAGAGUAGCAACGAGGAGCACGACAGCGAAUCGCCGGGUGGCUCGACGGAGACAUCCAGUGCUACGGAAGAGGAUCAAGCGGCAACCGUGGAAGCGACGGAGAAAUGCAUUGGCCACUUGCUGCGAAACAUAAAAAACGACACAGCAUCACUUGCACGACGGCGUAAGCUAAUCGCGACAAAGGAAUCAAAAGCCGCUGAGAUACACCACACUCAAGGAUCCGCCCCCCCAACAAGUUCCGGCCGGGCUAUGUCAAAGAUGCAGUUACAGACCCAUGCUACGCGAAUAGCCCGAGCCGAGUGUGAUGCUAGAAAGCUUGAACACCGAAUCCAGAGCCGGAGAUAUCGCUUACAUAAACUACGAGAAAAGAUGAAAUUGCUCAAGGCAUCAGCGUACCAGACGCACCUCGCAGCAGGGCAUACGGGAACUGAACCGGACAGGAGCGCGCCUCUAGAGACGAAGACAACAGCACCACCGCUUCCCAAACACCUGCGCCAUCUGGAGGACGUACAGCGCCAGGAUGUCGCUUCCAGUGAUACCGAGAGACGGAUGAGGGAGCCCGGUUUCGAUGGAAACAUUUGGCGUGUUGUUGAAGAGAACCGAACUCACUGCUUGGCCUCGAAAGAGUUAGUGCAUCUAACCCGCCCAAAUGAGCUGACCCAAGAGGACGCCCACGCGCGGACUCAGAAAGGCGGAGCGGGCAGAGCUCGUGCAGGACGACUGCCGACUGCCAUACUACCAAACGCCCUCGCCGGUAAGGUUGUGCAUGUAUCUCCUGAGCCGCCCAGCUCUGCCAUAUGGAUCACUCCGCAGACGCUGGUGGUUCCAGGUUCCGUCCCUCAGCACAUGGCGUCGUUCGUUCCUAGCGCAGCCCCCUUCGGGGCGCGCGCGUUGAUAGCGAACGCGAGAUCUCUGCAGAGUGGUACGCCUGCCAAGCUGCUCAUACUUCUGCGGAUGUAG